This is a messenger RNA of Pocillopora verrucosa, 660 nucleotides long. NCBI's taxonomy places the organism in Eukaryota, Metazoa, Cnidaria, Anthozoa, Scleractinia, Pocilloporidae. The record is from RefSeq and is a predicted model, not a curated record.
AUGUGUUUGCAAAUUCCUGUCUUCAAUAUUCACGUUCGAAGUGAGGGUUGUGAGGAUGCAGGAAGAGCAGACCGCUGCGGCAAAGCUUACAUCAAGGUGAAUGGAACAGAUCACUCUCCUCACAGCAGAGGAUAUAACGUUGUUGUUGUGGACGGAGCAACAGGUGCAGUUCUCGAUACAAGAGGAUUUGAUACUCAUGAAAAUAGCUCGGCGGGUAAUGCACUCAGAGAUUACCUUAACGGUCUUCAUGGCCAUAAAAUAGUGUUAGUUGCUAUUCAAGAUGAGGGCUCAAGACACAUGUCGCCAGCGAUUGAUGCACUAAAGGGACUGGGCGCUACUGACCCUGUACAGCCGGACCACAGGGGAUCUUUUGCUUUCGCUGGAUACGCUGGAGCAAACAAACCUCAGUGGAUAACACAGAGACGUGCGAACAGAGGACAGGGACCGAGUGAAAUAUUUCCGAACAUUGCGUUAUCGGCAGGUGUGUUUGGUUAUCGAUUAGUUAUUGAUUUCUAUACUGGCCCAAGUUCAUUGAGAAAGAAAGUGUUUAGAGCAAUUGGUUAUAUUGACGAAGAUCCUAAACACUACAUAAGGAUCGAAUGUUGGGCUUGUUCACCGAAAAUUAACCUAAUAAACGGAACCUUUUUGUGCCAGGAAUAA